This is a messenger RNA of Zootoca vivipara (common lizard), 3231 nucleotides long. The record is from RefSeq and is a predicted model, not a curated record. Lineage: Eukaryota; Metazoa; Chordata; Lepidosauria; Squamata; Lacertidae.
UCUUGCUUCUCCCUCCAGGCUUAAGGAAUGGCUUGCUUAGAAAUAUAUAUUUCCUCUCGCCCGCUUUGCUGGGGAUUUUUUUGUAAGGAGGGGAAAGUGACUUGGAAAAACACCCCCCACGUCUGCUCAUUGAUCCCCUUCCGUGGAAUUUGGAAACUUUCCUUUUAUUCCCUCGUUUCCCAACCCCUUGAACUUCCGUCUGAAUCUUUUAUUGAUUUAUGUAACGAGUUCUUUUCCUGCUUAGGUGCAAGUCCCACAGAGUUCAGGUAUGGCUGUGAAACACCCUGUAAAAAACGUGAUGACUAUUUGGAGUGGCCUGAAUAUUUCAUGGCUGUAGCUUUCUUAUCGGCACAAAGAAGCAAAGAUCCAAAUUCUCAGGUUGGUGCAUGUAUUGUGAAUUCAGAAAACAAGAUUGUUGGGAUUGGAUACAACGGCAUGCCUAAUGGAUGCAGUGAUGACUUGCUACCUUGGACCAGAAUAGCAGAUAGUAAACUUGACACAAAAUAUCCAUAUGUGUGUCACGCUGAACUGAACGCCAUAAUGAACAAGAACUCGGCUGAUGUGAAAGGCUGCAGCAUGUAUGUUGCCUUGUUUCCGUGUAAUGAAUGUGCAAAGCUCAUCAUCCAGGCAGGUAUAAAAGAAGUUAUUUUUAUGUCUGACAAAUAUCACGAUACUUUGGAGAUGACAGCUGCACGGCGCUUGUUUGAUUUAGCUGGAAUUAUAUACAGUGAAAUUACUGAAGCAAACUUUGGAAGUUUUCUAUGAAAAAAUUGGCAUGGAAAAAAUAUCAAAUGUUACAGAAAGAGUGGUUACAUGAUGCCACCUCCUGCAGCUAGGUUGUUAGAAAUCCUUUGACUCCUGGCUAAUUUAUGAACUCCAAUAGCUGAAGAACAUACAAACUAGGCAACCCCAUGUGUCUUUUUGUCUUAGACUUUCUUGUCCGGGUUUCUCUCAGUAUGGUGCACUAUAAUUGGCUCCUAUAGAGAUGAAACACAGAGUGAAUCCAAUGAUAUUUCUGCCUUCUUAAAAUUUAGUUGGGAGGCAAAGCAAACAAAAUGUUUAACUACUUCACUAGCUAAUAUCCAUCUCUUUUCCCCUCUCCAUUUUUCCCCAGGAAAUUCAAACCUAAGUGCAGUAAGAUAGUCAUUGAUUUUGAUUCAAUUAACAGCAGACCAUGUCAAAAGCCUCUGUGAGUUACAUCACAUCUAAUUAAAGCUCUAGAAGAUUGUGAUUAUCCUUUUCUUAGAAGCUGCUAAUGCCUUUCAUCUUGAAGUUUGGCACAACUUUUUAAUAGCCCACUACAGUUGUAAGUAGACAUCUAAGGAAUAUGUCAGGCCCAGAAAAUUUUUGUCCUCCUUGCCAUAUGUUUUAAGCUUUGACUUCCUGGAGUUUUCUAAAUCUUUUCUAAAUGGAACCUAUAGGUGAGGUCUGGACUUGUGUAUGAACAAUAGGAAAGGUGUGUUCACUGUGCAAACAUCUGAUCUGAAUGAAGAGGACCUAAGUCACAAGCAAUAACCUAUGAAUAUUGGCUCGAUCAAGAAAACUGGUGGAUAGCUUGUAUGGUGACAUGUAACUGUAGGGAUGCAUCUACCAGCCUAGCAGGUCUCCAUAUAGCACAAACUAUUGAAAAUGUCAUUUUUCAAGCAAUAUGGCUAGAUGUCUCUAUAACAGUCAAAAUAUUGUGUUAUGUGAAAUCCAUACUGGUACAUUACACCUUGAUAUUUUACCAGAUGUUCAUCUAUUUAAUUGCUUCUCCUGUUGCAGUGUAGCGUGUGAGCAUGUGCUCAAUUAUGUUUGAAGAAUGUUUUGUAUUGGAUGUAGUUUCAGAGUAGCUUUAAUUCCUUUCCCCCCAAGAUACCUUCCAUUUAGCAGAGGAUAAGUGCAUAAAUCAUUAGGCUUUCACCUAUGGGACUCUAUUUGGAACUGAUUUUAAUGUCUAAAAGGAGACACAUUUAUUGGUCUAAAUCUCUACUAGACAAUCCAGCACAUUACAAUUCUGGGAUCAGCCUCUAAGGUAACUUAAUCACUGCUUUCCCUCUAAGGGAAAUGAGGCGAUUCAGUCCGCACUGAGGUUGAACAUGCCAAAUGUCAUAAUUAUGGUUUUAGCUUGCUUUUAGUUGUUAAAAACUGGCCCUGUGCCAUAGGUUCUGGAAACACAGGCUAAAACUAUCAAGGGCUUUCAAUAUCUCCCCUUCUAUUUGAUUUUUUUGGGGGGGGGGUGCCUAAAUGUGCAUGUUUAGAAAAUGUUUCCAACCCCAAAGGUAUUCAUGUUUUUUUAAGAAUAUUGUGAUGUUUUCCUGGACUCUUACUUUCUAUGUUGAAAUCAUUCUGCAGAUUAAGACAUUGUGUAAUUUGGCUUGCCACCAGGAUUAUUAAAGUCUUAUUAAAAUCCUACUUUGUUGAAGUAGACUCAUUAUUAUUAUAUUACACUAUAUGUUUGGCUCUAGAGAGCUGCUGUUUCUGCAAUCAUAUGCAAAGUGUAUUUUGUAUAUUUGUUGUAUCAUUACAGAAAUUGUAAUGAUCAAAAAUUACUUUCCUGCUGAAGAAGUCAUGCUGUAGUAGUGGUUACAUGUGAACCUUUAAGUAUAUUUUUUUAAUAUUCAGCCAAUUGAAAAAUACGCUCCAGCUUCCCCUAAUUUCCAUCUGAAAUCUGGUUUAAUUGUUUUAGGAAUAUUUUCUUAAUUUGUGGGUCAGCCUAACCAUUUAUGCAGAUGAAUAUUGUUUUUGGGAAAUGACAUUUUAUUUAAUUUUAUUUAUUUAAAGGAAAACCCCUAAAACACAGAAAAAGCCUCUGGUAGUGUAUUAACAUGAAACAUGUGGAUUGAAGUGCACAUAUUUUUCUUGUCCACACAGUGUCCUAAUCCAAAGGCCAUCUGAAACAUUUUCCAAUUUAAUACUCCUCCCUCCCCCACCCCCAAAUCUCUGGGUAAUCUGGUAUGAAACAUAUUACAUUAACGCUGCACAAGUGUGGAUGCUCUGCAGUGCGAUCUGACUUGCUUUGUGGUUGGUUAUUUGCCUAUGUGGUGAUGUUCUUAGUGGGUUUCACAACACCCUUGUUCUUAAUGCAGUAUAUCUAAAGGAUGAGCAGAAUUGUACUGCCUAGAUAUGUAUAGAGACAUUUUCCUGUUGCAGUUAGUAGGGGAGUGCUUUGAAAUGGUUGCAUUUAAAAGGAAAUACUCCAAACAGGGUAAAGUCAUUCUAUAAGGAAUUCCUUGAUAACUGAGGUAUAAU